ACAUUGUUCUAGGUUUACCCCUCAACUACUAUAACCGCCAGACUCACCACACAGACUCAGACAACCAGUCGUUUUCAGUUUUUACGCAAGAAAGACGUUCCCUUUCUAUUGUACUUAUCAGCCGUUCGGCCUUUUAGGGGACGUUCAUUGUUAUUUGUUGGCUUGUUGCACCUUUCCUUCAUUUCAAUUUUUCUACUCCAUCAGUACGGUUGUACUACAAUACGUAUUUUUAGAUUUAAGGUUUUCAAUCCUUCAUAUAAUCACAAACCAUUAUAAUACGUUAAUAUUAAUUUCAGUUUUCAUUUAACUUAUCAUAUAUCUAAUUAAUAAUGUUUAUGAAAGGCAAAAUCAAGAGAUUCUACGAAGUUUCAAGUAAGAUACCUACUUUAAUAGGUUACAUUUACUUAAUAGAAUUAGAAUAAAUUACUGCUAAGUUUUAAAUAUAUUGUUACACAUAACUAAUGAAUGAAUUUAUAUGAUUAAAUUUACCAUAAACUAUUAAAAUGUCAUAAUCAAGAAAAAAAAUUAAAAUAUUCAGAGUAAUAUCACCUUGGCGAUGAUUGACAAAUAUUAAAAAUGUAAUUGUAGUCAACAUUUUAAGAUUAGAUGCAAUAAGGGCAGUGGCGUAGCCAGGAUUUAUCUUUUAGAGCGAUAGGAGUUUAUAACUUUCUUAACCUUAUAUAUAACUAAAAAUAAGAAUCAAAGAAAGGUGAGGUUUACAACAGGGGCAUAACUAUUGGGGGCAAAAGAAUUCUCAAGAUAAAUUUAACACAUCCUGGGACUUAUGAAGAAGUAUUAGAAAGAAUAUAAAAAAGAAAAAUUCUUUGAAAUGAAGAAAAGAAGAUAUUGAAUUUAAAUGAUGUACCAAGACUAAUUUUAAUGAAGAAAUUGAGAGGAAGGUAUGAAACGGGAUAUAGGCAAACUCAAUUGUUGUGUUUGACUUAUAAUUUCAUAGAAGGUAUGAUGUAUGAUUUGUAAAGAUCGCACCAAUUAAGGUGUCAUUUAGUCACAAAGGGUAAAUAUUUAUUUUAAGAACCAAAUAGAAUGAUUGGAUUUUAUUUUAUUUUCCUAUAAAUAAUGUUAACGUCUAAUACUGUAAUUGCUUUCUGUAAUAAUAACACAAUAUUAUGUCACAAUGACAUUUAAGUGUAUAUGUACCUGCAUUUUCAAAAGAAUGAGGAUUUUUUAUGAAGUUUUUAGUUAUAUUGUUUAAUAUGUUGAUUUAUUUAUUUAUGACUUAUGGGUUUCAAUAAGUGCCUUUUCAUCUGAAAUUUGCAUGUAAAAUUAUAAAACCAAUAAUAUUAUUAACUACAAAAUAUACAGUCCAUAUAUUAAAGCAUAUUAUAGAUAUGUUGUUGACACAUUAUUUUAUUUAGACGUUCAAAUAAACAAGCAGAAAAUUUAGACAAUUACUUAAACAAAAUGAAUAAAAACAUUCAAUUUACACUUGAAAUAUAAAUAAAUAAUAAAUUAAAUUAAAUCUUACAGUUUCCAUAAUUAACAAUAAAUUUAGUUUUAGUAUUUACAGACCUUCAUAAACUGAUGCUAUAAUACCAUAUGAUUCUAAUCACCUUUAUUUUCAAAAAAUAUCAUUUUUUUUAUUCAAUAUUCUUUAGGCUUGAACAUAUUUUAUUAAAUGUUUAUUUACACAUUUAUCAACAUGAGCUCAAUAUUAUCUAUAAUAUAGCCCAUAGAAAUAAUUUUAAUCCAUAUAUCAUUAAAAAAUUGCAAAAAAUAAAUAUAUUUAAGAAAAAAUAAUAUGUAUAACGAAUUCGCUAAAAUUCUGAACAAUAAUCCAAAUAAUGUAAAAAUUACUUUUAAAACUAAUAAUAAUUUAAUUAAACAUAUAAACAAUAAAACUAGAAAUUUCACAACAAAUCCCGGUUCUUUUGAAAAUGCUGGUAUAUAUAAACUUAAAUGUAACAGUAAUACAUUUUUUUUAGUUAAGACAAAUAGAAAUUUUAAAAUAAUAUAUAAAUAACAAAUUAACGAAAUAAAAUUUAAAAAGACUGCCCUUAAUUCAAAUUUUGCUAAACAAGUUUUAGAAAAUAACCAUAAUAUAAACUUUGAUAUUAAUACAGACUUAGAGAUAUUAAAUACCAUAAAUAACAUUUAUAUUAAUUCAGUUUUACUGAUUAUUUAAAAUAAUAUUUUAUAUAAAUACAUUUUAGAUAUUAAAUAAUUUCUCCUAUUAAAAUAUAUUUUUUCUUUGUAUUCCUUCAUUUAAUUUUUAUAUUUAGCCAUGUUUUACAUUUUGACUGUGAUAUACCUUAUGAUGAAUUUUUAAUUCGAAAACCAGUCUAUAAUACUCUAGACGACGCAUAUAUUAAUUUAUAUAUUUAUCAAAAACUAUAUAAUAAACCCUAAAUACGUAUCAAAUACUAAUCAUUGUAAAAUAAUUAUGUUGAAUAAUUUUAGCUUGUGCACCACCACCUGGAACAUAUGAUCCAAAAAGUCCUGGACCAAAAACAUUAAAAGGGGCUGUAUUUGACAAGGCAGAAAGAUUCAAAGAACCUGCUGUUCCAAAAGUUAGUAAAAUAUUAAUUUCUAUGUUAACUAUAAAUUAUAUAAAUAUUAAAUAGGUUAUGGUCAUUACUGAGUACUAAUUAAAAAUUAUAUAGAUCGAAUAUUUAGCUAAUGUUAUACAGGAUGAUUCACUCAACUAAGAAUAAUGAUUAUCUCGGAAAGUAUUAACUUUCGAAGUGUUUUUUUUUUUCUUGGAAAUUUUAAAUGAGAUGGUUGAUUUUGCAAUUUCUUCACCUGACACUUCUUUCCACUUUGUCUUAUGUUUUACAUCUUCGCCAAAGCCGCCGUUCUUUUGUACAAAGAAUCCUAGGUACUUAAAACUCUCAACCUCGUCUAUCACCUCACUGCUUAAAGUACUUUUCCUUCAAGUUCUAUCUGCCAAGCAUAUUCUUCAUGCUAACUUCCAGAUUUUCUCCUAUCAAAGCCUUAUCCAAUUUUCUGCAAACAUCAUGCACCAUGAUACCUUGUCUCAUCAGUUGUCCCUGCACACACCUGAGAUGAGACAAUCCGCCAACGUUUUGUUAAGAACUCCUGAUAAUAUUGUUUAGAAUUUUAGACAGUUGAGGUAUCAUGGUUUUUCUUUGAAUAACCCAAGAAAUACAUUGUAGCGAACAUAUUUGUAACUUUUUUUUUUAUUAGAAAAGAUAGUACCAUUGUAGGUUAUUUCAUUACUUGCAUGGUUUUUGUUAACAUAUUUCCAAUAGUCAAAAAGGUUAUUUUACUAAUGAAAAUUUAACAUAUUUAUUAUACAUUUAGUAAGAAAUUUUUUUCACAUAAACUUGAAACAAAUACUAAGUAACAAAAAUCUAAUAUAAUUUGAAACAUAAAAAUUAAAUUUAUAUUUAACUUGGUUUUUUUUCUUUUGAAAUAAAAUAUUUUUUAGAUCUCUAGUAAACCAUAGCAGAUAGGUAGAACACCAAAAAUUAGCAUUUUGUGUUAUAUUUAAUAUUAAUAAAAUAAAUAAAAUUUAUAUUUCAGAGUAUUUCUAAAACUGUCAAGGUUCACUCAACAUUCAAAAUUCCAUCAAAUUUCAGGUAUAGUGCGAUUAAUAUCAAUUAUCUUGGUGUAUUUUAUGAAUUAAUUUGUAUUUUAUUUUAUGUUUAGUUCACAAAGUUCAAUAAAUACAGAAUGUUCUAAAAAAUCUACCAAAACUAUAGAUUCUAUUUCAACAAAAAAUAGCUCAAAAAAAGUAAUUGCUAAACCCCAGGAUUUAAAGAAAUUGGAUUCUACUUUCACCAAAGCACUUGUAAAUAUUGACCAACUUGACAAUAAUAAAAAAAGUACUACUGAUACAUGUAUAGACUACAUCAACUCAUGUCACAGUGGUUACUUAGAAUCUAUGGAAAAUCGUGCAUGUCGAAUAGUUAUUGAAAAUUCGCAAGCUGCAUUAUAUGCAGUUUGUCAGCGUUUACUUGAUACAUGCACACACAAUGAAAUUUUGCAAAAUGAAAAUACACGUUUAAAAGAAGAAAUUUAUGAAAAAAAAAGCUUUGAACAAAUAGCUGCUGAACAAAUUGCCAUUGUUGAACAUAAUCUGAUGGAUAAAGUUAACGAUUAUGCAAAUAUUUCCGAGACAGUUAAAGAAAACUAUUUGGCCAAAAUUAGAUUUAUUAUGGUUACUUUAGAUGAGUUAGAAUCUAUGGUAGAAGAUGAAGUAAAAGAAAUUAUACAAAAACUAAAAUUGGAUCUUGAAAUCACAGAUCCAGAAUCGCAAAACUAUAAACAACUUUUGGAAAAAUAUGAAAAGUAAAUAUUUUUUAAUGAUUUAAUUUAUAUUUGUAUGUAAACUAAUUUAUUUUGUUAUUUAAGAGUUGUAAAAAGAAAUGUUCAACUUGAAGAAAUGAUUAAAAAGCAAGAAGAUUUAGAAACAAAAAUAAUAAAUUUGACUAAUGUAAGUUUAACAAAUAAUAUAUUUAAUUUUAAUCGACAACUUUAUAUAAAGUUCAUAUUUAGAUACAUUAUAUAAAUAGAAAAAUGUAUAACAACUAAUUUUGUUUUAAAAUUAUUAACAGAUUAACUGUUGCAUUUUCAAAAAUCUCUUAUUAGAAGUAGGAUACUAAAACACCAAUUCAUAAGCUCCUGAUAAAAAAGAAAAGUGCUUUUCUUUUUAAAAGACUAAUCAAGUUUUACUCCGAUUAAAAUAUUAAAUUUAAUUAAAUCAUUUGCUGUAGGGUUGACAUCAACAUCAUCAUUAAUUGCCGAGGUACAAAAAGUAGUUCUUUUGUUAGAUAAUAUACACUUUUACUUUAAUGAGGCGCCCAUAAAAUGAGUAUUUUUAAAUAUAUUCAAAAUAAAAACCAGAUAUACCUUUGAUGAUGGGUGGGCAACUGAUGUAGGCGAGAAGUUAGAGGAAUGUAGAGGAGAUAUUUAAUGUAUAUCUGAUCUGUAUGCAAAGAUUAAUCAUUGCUAAAGCAAAAAUGAUUCUGAGCAGAGUUCAGUUAUACAUAUUUUGAAAGGCCAUAAUAUUUACGAUUAAAAAAUAAUACAUUUUUGUUUUUCCCAUUUAUUAGGAAAAUCUAAAAAUGUCCUCUCAAUUUACGAUAUCAGGCAAAUUACCUUUCAAAAAAUGCUACACUUGAUGAAAGGUUAGAUUUCUGAUAGAAAAGUUGUUCACAAGAAAAAUAAUAUAUUAUAAAACUAAAACAAAUUAAUUUGGGACUAUCUAUUUUUUAGACUAGUCUUGUAGUCAUUCCUGGCAGAAUUUGUAUAGACAUAUUUACUAUGUUUAUAUUAGUUUGUAAAAUAUGCAUAUAUUAUAUUUAAUACUCCUGUUAUAUAUGUCACUGCUACGUAUUAGUUUAGUUUUUAAACAAUUUAAUUUAUAUUAUAAGAAAAACUAUUGGUUACUGUGUAUCUGUAAUAUAAAACCAAGUGCUUUCCAAAUGAGUGUUACUUUAAUUAAUAACAUAUAACAUUGAACAGACUCAUUUCAGGAAUUUUAUUUAAUAAUUUAAAACAAUUUCAGGAAAAAAACGCAUUAGCAGCAAAAAUACAAAAUAUAAAACCAAAGUCUACUAACUUAAUGAAGAACCGUUUGGAUGCCCUGGCUACACCUCGUAGACGUGCCGAUAUUGAAAAUAUUGCCCCCAAAGAUAAAACUUACAUACUCAAAAGUAAAACUGUAAAUGUAAAACCUAUUGCUCAAUCCUCUCCAUUAAGAGAAAUGAACAGAUAACUUAAAAGAAUUUAAACUUGCAAAUUUAUUUAUGUAUAUUUUUUUUAUUUUAGUGAUUUGUUCAUUAUUUAAGUAAUUUAUUAGUUAACAAUUGUAAUCCAUUAUUUAUUUUUUUACAUUACAAAAUAAAAGUAAAUAUUUGACUGAAAUGAUAACAUA
This is a messenger RNA of Cinara cedri, 5860 nucleotides long. NCBI's taxonomy places the organism in Eukaryota, Metazoa, Arthropoda, Insecta, Hemiptera, Aphididae. The record is from the annotation of a GenBank genome assembly.